Messenger RNA from Guyanagaster necrorhizus, 2134 nucleotides. RefSeq lists its product as uncharacterized. Gene Ontology annotation, molecular function: ubiquitin-protein transferase activity; zinc ion binding. Gene Ontology annotation, biological process: protein ubiquitination. Bases 186 to 1937 code for a protein of 583 amino acids. The record is from RefSeq and is a predicted model, not a curated record. The transcript has 6 exons. NCBI's taxonomy places the organism in Eukaryota, Fungi, Basidiomycota, Agaricomycetes, Agaricales, Physalacriaceae.
UCAUCUCCCUCCAGAUUAUUGCAAAGCACAUGAGUAAGAACAUAGAGGACAAAGGCGUUGCGGUACAGAGCCUAACACUGAAAAGGAAGAAAGGAAGGGAGUAAUGGCACGUGACCUUGACUCACCCAGCUAGGUCCCCACUGCGUCGGCCACCACGUCCUUGUAUCCUUCUUCAUUCUACCAUCAUGUCCGACUAUAGCCUCUCCGAUGACGACUACUACAACGAUGAAGAUAUGUUUGAUAUAACUCAAGACGAUGACGAUAUGAACAUGGACGACUAUACUGAGGAUUUCAAGGUCGAUACUAACAGCAAACGCAAAUCGUAUGAGAUUGAGUACGAGUCACUCAACCAACCCGCUGUCGAAAAGCUUAUGCAGCAAGAUGUUGCGUAUAUCAUUGGUAUUUUGGGUGUCGACUCUAGCAUUGCCGCUCGGCUGCUGCGCCACUCGUCAUGGAACAAAGAACGACUAAUCGAGAAAUACAUGGACAAUCCUAACACUAUUCUCGUCGCUGCGGGCGUCACCGCACCGGAACCCCCGUCAGUAACUUCGCCUAUACGGACCCAUAUCGGCGACCGUCGUACCACGAGAUCGGCAUCGAAGAUCAUUUCAACCCUGUCGUCAUCGUCGAAGACAUCGUCCAAAGCCUCAUCAUCUUCUUAUCAGCCAGCACAGACCAGGCUAAAGGCUGAACGCUUCGUUUGUCCCAUAUGCUACGAUGAUUCAUCAGAUCUUCAAACCGCGUCGCUCGAUUGCGAUCAUCUCUUCUGCACAGGUUGCUGGACGACCUACAUCACCUCCAAAAUUCGCGACGAGGCCGAGCAUUGUAUUCGAUGCAUGGCGGAAGGGUGUUGCCUUGUAGCCCCAGACACCUUUAUUCAAUCUGCCCUCGCAGGCGAGGGGGAACCCACAUGGGCCCGUUUCCAGGAGUUGCUCGUCCGACACUUUGUUUCGUGCAACCCAAAUUUGAAAUACUGUCCUCAUCCUGGGUGCACUAAUACCGUGUCAUGUCCUGCCGCGGCAUCCAAAUCCAGUCUGACGACGGUUGUACCAGCCGUAUCGUGUGGAGCGCGGGGAAUUCCGGGAUCUCCAGAAGCGUUAACUUCAGCUGUGGCGGCGAAGGAGCACUACUUUUGUUUUGGAUGUCCUAUCGACAGUGAUCAUCGUCCUGUGGUGUGCAGCGUCGCCAAAAUGUGGCUGAAGAAGUGCGCAGAUGAUAGCGAAACAGCCAAUUGGAUCAAGAGUAACACGAAAGAAUGCCCGAAGUGCCAGAGUACGAUAGAGAAGAAUGGGGGUUGCAACCAUAUGACUUGUAAAAAGUGCAAGCACGAGUUUUGCUGGGUUUGCAUGGGUCCAUGGUCGGAACACGGCACCUCGUGGUACUCCUGCAACCGAUACGAGGAGAAGAGUGGGACUGAUGCUCGAGAUGCUCAGAGUAAAAGCCGCGCGUCGCUGGAACGAUAUCUACACUACUACAAUCGUUGGGCUAACCAUGAACAAUCCGCCAAGCUUUCUCUGGAUUUGUAUGCUAAAACCGAGAAAAAGAUGGAGGACAUGCAGAUUACAUCUUCGUUGACCUGGAUCGAAGUUCAGUUCAUGAAGAAGGCGGUGGAAGAGGCCGACAAAUGUCGUAUGACUCUCAAAUGGACUUAUGCCAUGGCGUAUUACCUCGCGAGAGGGAAUGAGAAGGAGCUGUUCGAAGAUAAUCAACGAGAUCUGGAACAGGCUGUGGAAGAACUUGCCGAGCUGCUUGAGCAACCGAUAGAAGCUGAUGCGAUCCCGACGUUAAGGCAGAAGGUGACUGACAAGACGGUCUACGUGCACAAGCGGAACGAGAUCGUCUUGGAGGACACAGCGAACGGAUUCUUGGAAGGUCGCUGGAAAUGGAAUGCACGAGUGGAAGGGUUUGACGAGCCGGACCAGGCUGAUCUGGUUUAACUUGGAUUCUAACCCAUCUAUCUAGAUUCCUGACGCUCGCUGUUCGCCAGAUCUGCCUUGUGCGCUAUCCCAACAUUUUCCCUUUCUAUUCAUCGUUUCGUACAUAUCUAACGGGUGCCUAUUCUCGUCACACAGAGCGUAUAUCAAUAACAAAUGUACGAACAAUAUAUAAUGACCAAUCAAACGCUCUCAAGAAG